This is a messenger RNA of Trichogramma pretiosum, 2245 nucleotides long. RefSeq names its product ribosomal L1 domain-containing protein CG13096-like. The record is from RefSeq and is a predicted model, not a curated record. NCBI's taxonomy places the organism in Eukaryota, Metazoa, Arthropoda, Insecta, Hymenoptera, Trichogrammatidae. Bases 106 to 2154 code for a protein of 682 amino acids. The transcript has 4 exons.
UACCGCGUAUUUCUACACGUGCUAGCAAGCUAUCUACGUGUUGUACAGUGAAGAUACGUUAAUUUGUUGAAAUUUUUAACACUUUUCAGUGUUCACAUAUCAAACAUGGUGCGUCUUGCUAAAAAAGAAACUACAGAGAAAAAGAUCGUCUCAAAAAGCGUAGUUGAGAAAGUUGAAAAAACAAAAAACAAAUUGCAAAAUGCUAUGAGUAAGAAGCAGAAAAAGGUUCUGUCCAAAAAUUUUAUACGAUUACCAGAGGUAGAAGACAUAGGAAAAGAGAAAACUCCAAAGAGCUUAGUUUCAAAAGCAUUUCAACCUAAAGUUAAAUUGAAUAAAAAAAAAUCAAACGGUAUUGAGAAAAAUGAUGUCUCAAAACCUGUCAUUCAAGAAACAAAUAAAACAAACAAGAAAACCAAUGUUACGAGUAAUAAACAACAAAAAUUACCAACAAAAGUUGUAGCACCAGUAACGAAAGCAGAAAAGGAAAAGAAAAGUCAAGUAGCAACUGGAAAAACUUCUACAAGCUCUGCUUCAAAUGGGUCUCAAACCAAAAGCCUUUCAAAUAAGAAAAUGGCUAAAACAAAUGGUGUUGAGAAAAAAGAUGUCUUAAAAGGUGUAGCUACGAAGAUUGAGAAAACCAAAAACAAAUCAUCAAAUGUUCUAAACAAGAAACAGGAAAUGUUAGCAAAAAAUAUUGCCAGUUCUAUUUCAAAAGGACCUCAGCUUAAAAGCCAAUCAAAGAAACAAAUGGGUGAGGCAAAGAAUGUUGAGAAAAAAGAUACCUCAAAACCUGUCAUUAAAAAAAUUGAGGUAAUAGAAAACAAAAUAACUAAUGUUGGGAAAAAGAAACAGAAAAAAUCAGCACCAAAAAAUGCUGCAUCAGUACCAAAAGCUGAUAAAGUAGCAACAGAAGAAAUUCUGACAAGCUGUACUUCUGAAGAGUCUCAAUCUGAUAGUCUAUUAAAUAAAAAAAUGCUUUUGAAAUGUGUUCAAGCACUUCUAAAAGUUUCAUCAAGUGCUGAAGAACAAAAGAAAAAUUUAUUCCAAGACGAAGCAUCAAAAAUUCAUCUUCAAAUUGUUAGUAUCAAAGUACCAAAAGUCCCACUUCAUCAACACAGAAUUACACUACCUAACAGUUUGGUCACAUCAACUGAUGAUGUUGCAUUAUUUGUAGCAGAUUUGAAUCGUGGACGAAAAAGACCGGUUAAAGAUAGUAUUGACCAUGCUCAAGAUUUCUUGAAAGCACAAGGUGUUGAACGUCCUAUUGCAGUUUAUUCAAUUAAUCAAGUGAAAACUGAGUUCAGAGAAUUUGAAUUAAGGCGAAAACUUGUACACUCCCAUGAUUUCUUUUUGGUUGAUGGCCGAAUUGCUGGACAUAUGUCUCAUUUGUUAGGUAAACAAUUUAGGCUAAAAAGAAAAUGUCCAGUGCCAAUCCAUUUUGAUAAAUCAGUAAAAGAAGAAAUCAAUAGGGCCUUGCAUAAAACAACCUUGCAAAUUCAUGCUGUUGGAAAUUCCAGUACUGUUGAAAUUGGUCAUACUGCAAUGAGCCCUAAACAAAUCAUUCAAAAUAUAUUGGCAGUAGCUGAUGAUUUGGCUAAACAUUUCCCUGGUGGUUGGGAAAAUAUUAGUGCUCUGAGAAUAAAAACUCCUCUGAGUUUGUCUAUUCCUAUUUAUAUGUCAUUAAAAAAUAAAAAUGAUGUACCAGUACCUGUAAUAGAGCCUAAACGACCAAAGAAUUAUAAAGAAGUUGAAGGAGAAUUGUCAACUUAUAAAUCAAAUGUAAAAGUUUUGGUCGCACCUGAUGGUACAUGUAUGGUCCUGAAAAAAGAAAAUGAAAAGAAAACCAAUGAAAGUGAAGCUAAAAAAAAUGAAAAAGCAAGUGCCAAUAAAUUAGAUGAAGAAGAUGAUUGUAUGUCUGAGGAUUCCAAUGAGGACGAUGAAUCUCUAGAUAUUGAUUCCGAUGAUUUGGAUGAUUCUGAUCAGGUUGAGAAUGAGGACGAUGACGAUGAAGAUGAUGAUGAUGAUGAUGAUGAUGAUGAUGAUGAUGAAGACGAAGAUGAUGAUGAGGAGGAUGAUGAAGAUGAUGAGGACGAUGAUGAUGAAGACGAUGAAUCUGAUCAAUCCAUAGAUAUGGAUUCUGAUUCUGAUGAAUAAUCACUUUCUGAUGACUUAUCAACACUAGCUGUCUUAUGACUUGUAAAUUUGUAAAUAUAUCUAUAAGUAGUUAGAUGAAAACAAAAAAUAA